AUGCCAGUUGUGAAACAUAUUGUGCAACCAGUGCUUAAGAAAGUUGUAGAACAUGAAGAACCAGCCAAUUACGACUUCGAAUAUGCAGUUCAUGAUGAUCACACAGGUGACAUCAAAGAACAUCACGAAUCAGCCAAAAAUGGAGCUGUUGAAGGAUACUACACUUUGAUCGAUGCUGACGGUUACCGAAGAAUUGUUCACUACACAGCUGAUGACGCUCAUGGCUUCGUCGCCGAAGUUCGUCGUGAAAAAAUCGAGGGACAUCAAGUCGUUAAGAACGUUCAACCAGUCGUUGUUAAGAAAGUCAUCGCCCAACCAGCUAUUGCUGUUCAGAAAUACGUCGCACCAGCUCCAGUUCAUCAAUAUUACUCAGCUCCUGAAACACAAUACUACAAGACAGAAGUUCAACAACCACAACAGUACUAUAAUGUUGUUGCUCCAGUGAAAGUCGCUGUCGCUCAACCAGUUGUCCAAAAAUACGUUGCUCCAGUUGUCACCAAAGUUGUUUCAUCAGCUCCAGCCUAUGACAACAACCACGAUUUCUCAUCGCACCAGGUAAAUAGAGAAACGAAAUUAAGCAUUCAAACAAUGAACAGUCACGAUGAAGAAGUUCUGCGAUUGAACAAGAAGAUUAAGCAAUUGAUAUGGCAAAAUGAACAAAACAUGUCACGUAGCAGUCAAUUAAUGUCUGAAAAUAUGCGGCUGUCGAUGACAGUCGAAGAGUUGAAACAGAUCAGCGCAACAUCAUCAUCGCUAAACGUUAAAUAUAAAUUGCAACUAGAGCAAGAGAUCAACGAGAAGGAAGCCUUGCAAGAAGCAAAUCACAGACUCAAAUCGAAAUUGAAUAAAUUAGCUGUCAAUUGCAAUGAAUUAAAUCAACGUGUCAAAGUGCUUGAAGCUAAUCUGAAGCGAAAACCAGCGAUAAGAAUAUCCCAGCCACAUGUCCAAGUCGUCGAAUCAGUCAGCAGCACAAUUCAAUUGGACAAUGCUGCAUUUAUUGACCUUCAAAAUCGUUUUGAUAAACUUGAAGCGGAGCACAAUGAAGCUCUGAAUGUAAUUGAUGAACUGGAAUUUGAACUCGGUGAUAUCGACUACCUUGAAUCGGAAACACAACGACUUAAACAAGAAAAUGCCGAGCUUAAGCAAUUACUACAAAACUCAUCAAACUCGCAAGAUGAAUCGACAGCCUAUGGGCAGGACGUGAACUCAACAAGCGAUAAUUUAAGAAAUUUGACACUGAAGUACAUCAAAUAUUUAAAAAAAAAUAUCAUAAUGGCAUCAAAAUUCAUUGCAUUGUUUGCUUUAAUCGCUGUUGCUUCAGCUCAGCAUUAUCACAAUGAUUACUAUCAACAGCAACCACAAUACCAUCAAUAUCAAGCACCAGCUUUGAUUAAAUCAGUUCAACCAGCUUUGAUCAAAUCAGUUCAACCAGCCCUUAUUAAAUCUUACCAACCAGCUGUUGUCAAGCAAAUCGUUCAACCAACUUACGUCAAGCAAGUUGCACAUGAAGAACCAGCCAACUAUGAAUUCAACUAUGAUGUUCAUGAUCCCCAUACCGGAGACAUCAAACAACAACAUGAACACGCUCAUGAUGGUGCUAUCCAAGGACAAUACUCAUUGAUCGAUGCUGACGGUUACCGUAGAAUUGUUGCCUACACUGCUGAUGAUCACCAUGGAUUCCAAGCUAAUGUUCGUCGUGAACCAGUUGAGGGACACAAAGUUGUCAAGACCGUCCAGAAAGUCAUCGCUCAACCAGCUAUUGCUGUCCAGAAAUACAUCCAACCAGCUCAACCUAUUGCUGUCCAAAAAUACAUCCAACCAGCUCAACAAUACGUUUCAGCUCCAGUUCAACAACAAUACUACUCAGCCCCAGCUCAAACUAAAUACACAGUUGCCCAACCAAUUGUCCAGAAAUACGUUUCUGCCCCAGUUGUCCAGAAAUACGUUUCUGCCCCAGUUGUGCAAAAAUAUGUUGCACCAGCACCACAAUACUACUCAGCACCAGCCCAAGUUAUCAAGACUGUUGCCCAACCAAUCAAAUACUCAACUUCUGAACAAUCAUCCCAUGUUUCCUUCCAUGGACCAUCAUCCCAAUACCAUUACUAA
Molecule: messenger RNA, 2106 nt
Organism: Clunio marinus
Lineage: Eukaryota; Metazoa; Arthropoda; Insecta; Diptera; Chironomidae
Source: the annotation of a GenBank genome assembly